Molecule: messenger RNA, 795 nt
Organism: Paracoccidioides lutzii Pb01
Exons: 5
Coding region: 1-795 (264 amino acids)
Source: RefSeq, a predicted model, not a curated record
AUGAUCAAAAUCGCUAUCGCCGGGACUAGUGGGCUUGCCCAAUACAUUGCCUAUUACAUCUCCACACUAACUAGUCACCAGUUUAUUUUCCUCUCGCGAAAUGACAACCCGGGCCUCACCGCGAAAGGUUGGCAAGUUAUAAAGGUUGAUUACGGCGACAAUAACGAUCUUCAAUACGCCUUAACCGGCAUUGACACCGUGAUAUCCACCAUAUCAGGGCAGCCCGAAAUAGCUCUAAUUGAUGCCGCUGCCCAACUCCACGUCAGGCGCUUUGUUCCAUCAGAAUUUGAGGGGAGUCAAUCUACGCGCCCAGCAGCUGACAUCCUGGACCGAGGAAACAGGAGAAGUCUUGCCCGCUUGCAAGGGUAUGCUAAGUACGGCAUGGAGUAUGCCGUUUUUGCUUGUGGGAUAUUCUACGAACGUUUUGCUCCGGGCGGUAUGGCUUCCUUCCAAAUUGGCAAGAGCACACGUAUAGACGCUGAAGGGGAUUACCUUAUGAAUAUACGUACUAUGACGACUGAAAUUCCGUAUUUCAAUGUGAUGGGGGACUCUUGGCCGACGGAGUUUCGAGUCUAUGGUGAGCGUAUGGCUUUAAGUGAUGUUGUGAACGUAGUGGAAAACGUGCGUGGUGUUCAAUUUGAAAAACUCUCCUUACCGACGAAUCCCUUGAAACUUCUCUGGCACAUGCGAAAGCUUCUAGCAACAUCUUGGAGCAAUGGAGCCUUCACCACCUUUAAUGUCAAUCCUCAGAAAUUCCGCGACUGGUUGCAUGCCGCCUGGUCAUUGGCAUCCUAG